Molecule: messenger RNA, 1875 nt
Organism: Otolemur garnettii (small-eared galago)
Lineage: Eukaryota; Metazoa; Chordata; Mammalia; Primates; Galagidae
Gene: MTO1
Product: mitochondrial tRNA translation optimization 1
Exons: 11
Coding region: 7-1863 (618 amino acids)
Biological process (GO): tRNA methylation; tRNA wobble uridine modification
Cellular component (GO): cytosol
Molecular function (GO): flavin adenine dinucleotide binding
Source: RefSeq, a predicted model, not a curated record
GGUCAGAUGUCAUGUAAUCCUUCCUUUGGUGGCAUUGGAAAGGGGCAUUUAAUGAGGGAAGUAGAUGCCUUGGAUGGCCUGUGUUCUCGAAUCUGUGACCAGUCUGGUAUACAUUACAAAGUAUUAAAUCGGCGUAAGGGACCAGCCGUGUGGGGACUGCGAGCUCAAAUUGACAGAAAACUCUACAAACAGAACAUGCAGAAAGAAAUUCUGAAUACCCCGCUGCUUACUGUUCAGGAAGGAGCUGUUGAAGAUCUUAUUCUUACAGAACCGGAGCCUGCACACCCGGGGAAAUGCCGUGCCCGUGGUGUUGUUCUGGCUGAUGGAAGUGCAAUAUAUGCAGAAAGUGUGAUUCUGACUACUGGGACGUUUCUCAGAGGCAUGGUUGUAAUUGGAUUGGAGAUGCAUCCAGCAGGACGUCUGGGGGAUCAGCCUUCUAUAGGUUUGGCUCAGACUUUGGAGAAGUUGGGGUUUGCAGUGGGAAGGUUGAAGACAGGGACUCCACCCCGAAUUGCCAAAGACUCCAUUAAUUUCAGCAUUCUGAACAAGCAGACACCAGAUAAUCCGUCCCUGCCAUUCAGCUUCCUCAAUGAGACAGUAUGGAUUAAGCCAGAAGAUCAGCUGCCCUGUUACUUGACUCACACUAACCCAAGAGUGGAUGAGAUUGUCCUUGAGAACCUUCACCUUAAUAGUCAUGUUAAAGAAACUACCAGAGGACCCCGAUACUGUCCCUCCAUUGAAUCGAAGGUUUUGCGUUUCCCAAACCGUAUACAUCAGGUUUGGUUGGAACCUGAGGGAAUGGAUUCUGACCUCAUCUAUCCCCAAGGGUUAUCUGUGACACUGCCAGCUGAGUUACAGGAAAAAAUGAUAACGUGCAUCAGAGGCUUGGAGAAAGCUAAAAUGAUUCAGCCAGGCUAUGGUGUUCAGUAUGAUUAUUUAGAUCCCCGUCACAUCUCUCCUUCCCUGGAGACUCAUCUGGUUCAGCGGCUCUUCCUUGCUGGCCAGAUAAAUGGCACCACUGGUUAUGAGGAAGCUGCAGCUCAGGGUGUGAUAGCUGGGAUCAACGCCAGUCUCCGGGUCAGUCGCAAGCCUCCCUUUGUCCUGAGCCGAACAGAAGGCUACAUAGGAGUCCUGAUUGAUGACCUCACCACACUGGGCACCAGUGAACCCUACCGCAUGUUUACCAGCCGAGUGGAGUUCCGUUUGUCCCUGCGCCCUGAUAAUGCCGACAGCCGCCUCACGUUUCGAGGGUAUAAGGAAGCUGGCUGUGUUUCCCAACAACGAUAUGAAAGAGCUUCUUGGAUGAAGUCUUCUUUAGAAGAAGGCAUUUCUGUGUUGAAAUCUAUUGAGUUUUCAAGCUCUAAAUGGAAAAAAUUAAUACCACAGGCUCCUAUAAGUACUAGCAGAAGUCUGCCUGUCAGUGCUCUGGAUGUUCUGAAGUAUGAGGAAGUUGACAUGGAGUUAUUAGCCCAGGCUGUUCCAGACCCCUUGAGGAAGUAUACUCAAUGUAGAGAGCUGGCUGACAGACUGAAAAUAGAAGCCACUUAUGAAUCAGUAUUGGUCUUUCAACUACAACAAAUAGAGGAAGUUCAGCGAGAUGAAGCUCUUCAGUUGCCACAUGACCUAGAUUAUUUAUCUGUCAAGGACGUGUCUUUGUCCCAUGAAGUUCGAGAGAAACUGCAUCUCAUUCGUCCACGGACGAUCGGAGCUGCUAGUCGUAUACCUGGAGUGACACCUGCGGCCAUCGUCAAUCUGCUCAGAUUCGUGAAGACCACGCAGCAGAGCCGGGCCGCUGUGGACGAGCUGCCCAAGACUGACCAGUACUUACGUGACACAGACAGACUCCAAGAGAGAGAGUUAUAGCUUUCAAUUCAU